AUGGCGAUCGGCAAGAACAAGCGUCUUUCAAAGGGCAAGAAGGGACUCAAGAAGAAGACCGUUGAUCCCUUUUCUCGCAAGGACUGGUACGACAUCAAGGCUCCAGUUACUUUUGAUGUUCGUAACGUUGGAAAGACCCUUGUUAACCGCACCCAAGGUCUAAAGAAUGCCAAGGACUACCUCAAGAACCGUGUUCUCGAGGUUUCUCUUGCAGAUCUUUCCAACAACCAGGAAGAUAGUUUCCGCAAGGUUAAACUUCAGAUUCAAGAGGUUUCUGGAACCAACUGCCUGACCAACUUCCACGGUAUUGACAUUACUUCGGACAAGCUUCGUUCCCUUGUCAAGAAAUGGCAAUCACUGAUUGAAGCAUACGUUGAUGUCAAGACCACUGAUGGCUAUCUCAUCCGUAUCUUCACGAUUGCAUUCACUCAACGUCGCAAGAAUCAGCUUCGCAAGACCACCUAUGCCACUAGCGCUCAGAUUCGUGCCAUUCGCAAGAAGAUGUUUGAGAUUGUUACCAAAGAGGCAACAUCGUGCGAUCUCAAGGAGUUUGUUCGCAAACUUGCACCUGAAGUGAUUGGCAAGGCCAUUGAAAAGCAAUGCCAAAAUAUUUACCCACUUCAGAACACCAUGGUUCGCAAAGUCAAGAUUCUCAAGGCACCCAGAUUUGAUCUUGGAAAGCUUCUUGAGCUGCAUGGUGAGCGUGGUGAUGACAAGGGCUUCAAGGUUGUUCCAGGAUCCAAGGAAUACAAAGAGAUUGCCAUUCUCGACAGCGUCUAGUUGUGUUUUAUUUCAAAGAUAUUAAGGAAACCGUUCUAAACUGACGCCAUGGUGUUUGAUAUUUCUUCAAAAUGAAUGUUUUGGCGUCUCCAUUUC
Molecule: messenger RNA, 876 nt
Organism: Batrachochytrium dendrobatidis JAM81
Lineage: Eukaryota; Fungi; Chytridiomycota; Chytridiomycetes; Rhizophydiales
Exons: 3
Coding region: 1-780 (259 amino acids)
Biological process (GO): translation
Cellular component (GO): cytosol; ribosome
Molecular function (GO): structural constituent of ribosome
Source: RefSeq, a predicted model, not a curated record